Molecule: messenger RNA, 1956 nt
Organism: Xenopus tropicalis (tropical clawed frog)
Lineage: Eukaryota; Metazoa; Chordata; Amphibia; Anura; Pipidae
Product: vomeronasal type-2 receptor 26-like
Exons: 4
Coding region: 1-1890 (629 amino acids)
Biological process (GO): G protein-coupled receptor signaling pathway
Cellular component (GO): plasma membrane; membrane
Molecular function (GO): G protein-coupled receptor activity
Source: RefSeq, a predicted model, not a curated record
AUGAUAUCCUCUGAUGAUGAGACGCACCAGAAAGCCAGUGAAGAGAUGAAGGAUGAGAUCAUUAAGAAUGGGAUCUGUGUAGCUUUCCUUGUACAGAUUGAUGAAAAAAAUUACAGAAGUUUUGACUUUGCUUUGCAAAACAUAAAGAAGUCAAAAGUCUAUGUUGUCAUAUUGAUUAGUAAAUUAAUUACCCUCUUGAUGUGUGGUGCUGUUUUUCCAUAUACUAAGGUGGUGUGGCUAAUGCUAUCUUCUUUGGCAUCAGCUACAGGUGUAGGGAGUCAUAAGUUUAAUGGAGCCCUUGCUGUACUCUUUCAUAAAGGAAACAUUCCAGGUCUAAAAGACUUUCUUUACAAGGCUGAUCCUUCAAGGUUUCCUAAAGACCCAUUUACUGCUGCAGUUUGGUUAGACGUGUUUGAUUGUCACUCUGAACAAGCCUUUCCUAAGCCAUCAUCCAGAUCCUACCGUAUAUGUAAUGCCAAUCAUACAUUAAAGCAAUAUGAGAUGAAUGGAUAUGAUACAAGUAACUUUAGACUAACAUACAGUACUUACAUUGCUGUAUAUGCUGUGGCCCAUGCACUCCAUGCCAUGUAUACUGAUAAAACCAGUGGUGGAACCAUCUUGCAUUUUCAUAAAACAAUAAAUCCACUGAAGCCAACACAGUUAAAGAACUACCUGCAAAAACUCCAUUUUAAGACAUAUGAUGGAGAUGACAUUUUCUUUAAUGAGAAAGGAGAGGUUCUGGGGCAUUUUGAUAUAAUAAACUGGAACAUUUUCCAAAAUGAAACAGUGACUACAAGACAUGUUGGGACCUUCAAUUCAUCUCAGUCUCCAGGACUCACCAUUGACAAAGAGGCCAUUCUUUGGCCAACUUAUUUUAAUGGGAUCCCAGUCUCAAGGUGCAGUGCCAGCUGUCUCCCCGGUUACAGGAAAAUAUUUGUGGAAGGAAAGCAAGUUUGCUGUUAUCAAUGUGUUCGAUGCUCAGAAAGCGAAAUAUCCCCAUUGCCAGACAUGGGAAAUUGUAUAAAAUGUCCUGAAGACCAAUGGUCCAAUGAGAGGAGAGAUAAAUGCAUCAUGAGAACCAUUGACUUCCUUUCUUACAAGGAGCCUCUUGGUGUGGCUCUAACCACCACUGCUCUAGUUCUGUCUAUUUGCUCAGCUGCAGUUUUUUUCCUCUUUUUAAAACACAAGAAGAGCCCCAUUGUGAAAGCCAAUAACCAGGAGCUCAGUUACAUUCUUCUUCUUUCCCUCAUGCUAUCCUUUCUUUGUUCCUUACUAUUUAUUGGAAGGCCUACAAAGGCCACCUGUUUCUUGAGACAAGUUGUGUUUGGUAUCAUCUUUGCUAUUUGUAUUUCUUCCAUCUUGGGGAAAACCAUUACUGUUAUUAUUGCCUUCAAUGCCACUAGACCUGGAAGCCGGCUCAGGAACUAUGUUGGUACCCGGGUCCCUAAAUACAUUCUUCUACUAUGUACACUUCCUGAGGUUUUCAUCUGUGCACUUUGGCUCAUAAUCUCUCCCCCAUUCCCUGACUAUGACACUCACUCUGCAACAGGAAAGAUCAUUUUGCAGUGCAAUGAGGGAUCACCUAGUGCAUUCUACAUAAUGGUUGGUUACAUUGCCUUGUUGGCUUUUGUGAGUUUCUUUGUUGCUUAUCUUGCCCGUAAAUUACCAGACAUAUUUAAUGAAGCACAAUACAUAACCUUCAGCAUGUUGCUGUUCUGCAGUGUAUGGAUCUCCUUCAUCCUGGCCUAUGUGAGCACCACAGGCAAAUAUUUAGCAGCGGUGGAGAUAUUUGCCAUCCUUGUUUCCAGUGCAGGACUUCUUGGCCUUAUAUUUAUCCCUAAGUGCUACUUUAUCUUGAUUAAACAACCCGUUAUUACUAGACAUAAUUAACUACAGUCAAAACAUAUAAUCAGGUAAUAGAAACUUCCUUCAAGACAUUAUAAAAAAUAUCUUUAG